AUCAAUCAACCUUACAUAAAACAUAACACAUUUUCUAAAAUUACAAUGAAAUAAUAUCAAUUUUAAGUAAAAACCACAACAAAAUGUCCCGUGAAGAUUAUCUAUACACUCAAAUGAUUAUUCCUGUAUCAAAACAGACAUAUUUCAAUAUAAAACAUGUGACGCGAACUGCGAAACUGUGCGCUUACGAUAUGCUCUACCAUCCACCUGACUACAACCAGAAAUCGGCAAGAUCAGAUCGACAGGAACCGAAAAUAAUUAGAAAAAAUAUAUGGGAUCAAGAAUAUCCUAAAGGGAUAGCUUCAACGACUUACUUUCAGCUCGGACGCCCGAAGUGGAAACCAGUAGAUCUACCAACCAAACAGUUUGUAAGAGUUCAAGCGAAAAACGAAAAUCCACAUAUGCGUAUUUACAACAUUUUGGAAUGGGCCACACUGAUAAAUGAAGGGAAACCAAGUCUAUGCGAGUGAAACUAAAUUUAAAUAAAACUACAAUAAAGAUUGAGAACGU
Papilio polytes (common Mormon) is the source of this 510-nucleotide messenger RNA. RefSeq lists its product as uncharacterized. The record is from RefSeq and is a predicted model, not a curated record. The coding region runs from base 84 to 470 and encodes 128 amino acids. The transcript is spliced from 3 exons. NCBI's taxonomy places the organism in Eukaryota, Metazoa, Arthropoda, Insecta, Lepidoptera, Papilionidae.